UUAACAGGGUUUAUAGAGAAGUGUCUUCGUCCUGGAGACGAGCUGAUUGGAUAUAGUGCAUGGCAGAGUCCUCAUCUUCCUACUUUUAGUCUUAAAUGUAAGAGCAUAAUAUAAAGAACUAAUAGGACUAUAUAGCACUUGUAAAGGUACCAGAUUCAAUAUUAAUGCCCCUAUAAAAUGCCAACCCUACUGGCACCUUACAACCAAAGCCUCUUUUUGUCUAAAUUCUUAACUGAGGAAAAGAAAUGGAGGAUGCAUUGAUCAAGCCUUUAAAGUUGCUGCAGCCCAUUCUGGACUAGUCAGUCUUGUUUUAGCUCUUGUCAAACUGGUUUUUCAAGUGCAAGCAUCAGUUUAUUGAUAUACGCAUGGUUAUAUAACUGAGCCCAGUUGUAGCAAGAAUACAACUAUUGGACCGGUAGGGUACAAAAUUGCUAAAUUGCUUUACUGGAUUCAUGCGGAGUCUUUCUCAAGUACACAAAAACUGAGAAAGCGAAAGAAAGCUCUGCUGGCAGUCUGUCCUUCCAGAUAAAGCACAAAUCUCCUGGUCUUCAGUUCUUUUCAUUAGAAAAAGGGCUGAAAGGUCAUUCAGAGAUGCAAUAGAAACAAAGGUCAUUGAGACACAAUAGAAACUAAUGAAAAAAGCUUAGUUUUAAGCUUAAUGAAUUUUUCAGAUGACAAGCCGACCUUCAACAUGCUUGGAAACGUAUAAAAAGAUAAAACUAUGCACUGUGGUGAAACCUGAAUUAACUUAAUUUACAUGGAUUUGUAGACUUUCCGUGCAUUACUCGUAUCUUACCAAAGACUUGUCCCGCACUAAGCUGAGGUCAGAUUUUUCUUUCAUUUUCCUUCAGUGGUAAAUAGAUUUCUAGCAGGCAAAGUGAAUCGAAAAGUCUUUCAUCUAAGUAUGUGUAUACCUUGGGAUACCAAUUUGAACAAAAUUUGUUCAAAUUGGUAUAAUGUUGCAUCACCUGCUUGUGCAUUCACAAGAUUACUGUGACAUCAGAUGAAUUUUAAACUCGACACCAGGGUGCCUUUGCAGCAAUGUACCAUAAAGGCAUCCUGAGAACUUGAACAGAUUUUGGAAAAACCUUGCAAUACAUUUUAUAACGUGCUGUUGACCACCCCACCAAGAAUACGUCACUUUUGUUCGCCUGCAUCCUAAUGAAGUGUUGUUUAUUAUCCUUAUAGCUCCUUUUCAGCCACCUACAGAAGAGUGGCAGAAAAUUUUGAGUGAUAUCAGGAAGGGAAUUGAAAAGGUUGAUAACGACUUUAGCACAACGUGCCAGGGGAAAAAGGUUUGUCAUUUUGAUUGCAAGUUUAAUUUAACAUCUUAUUGAGCAAGUGCGCAAUACUGCUAACAUUUCUCUUAUAUCAAUUGAUGCAUUAUUAGACAGUUGCUGCCAUUCACAUGAAAGUGAAACUUAGUAUCCCGGACAGAACAAAUAAAGGGUUAACUUUCUCCAUUAUAUCAACCUCAGCAGAACUGGACUUCAGGGCUUUGAUUGCCUCCAUAAAAUGUGUUGAGUAGGACUAAUUCCUCCAAGGUCAAAUUGGUUUCCAUUACUUUCUUAAGAAUAAAGUGACGGUUUCAUUCCUUUUUGUUUCUAUCCCAUUGGGUGAUUCCAGAAAAUAUCCAUACUAUACCACGGACGGCUUUUAGGAUUUCCGAAGGGGAGGGGGGGUUCACGAUUAUGGAAUUCUGAGGGCAUGGGGGGUAUUUACGAUUGGAAAUCCGAAGGCAUGGGGGAAUCCCACAGGCGGGAUUUCUGGAGUAGAAAGUGUAGAGUGAGUUCCUUGAAAACGCUAUUGUUGUGGACUUUUAUAGUUUGUAAAUAAACCACGAACGUUUGACCGCGGAAGCAGAAGACAAGCAUCGAUAGAUCAGACACAUGUUUAUGCUCAUAACUUAUAGAGUAGGCUUGAUUUCCGCCGUCUCCCGGGUCCGGUCUUUGAUCCUCCCUGAAGAGAGACGGCUGGACGCGUGACCCGUUGACCUUGUCUGUGACGUAAUUGGAAAAUUGAUAAUUCAGGCGUCUUCGAUGUCACUGGAAGUGAAACCGGUCUCCAAUAUUCUUAUUUAUUUGGCUCAAAAUUGCAUCAAGCGCUCCCUUACCCACCCAAAUGACUUUCGAAAUAGCUUUUACGGUACACUUUUCCAUACAUUGUGAAAAAUAUUCUCCGUUACAUUUCUGUACACGGUGACACGUAGUUAAUUUUCUUUGAUCUUCGAAUAUUGGUUGCGUCUUCUGUGGGUCCGAACUGACUGAUUCUCGGGAGCGGACCAAAUUAAAUGGAAAAGUUUCUGAUUUACCGGACAGAAUUUCCAGCGUAUUGAAUGUUCCUUUGUCAAAUAUAAACGUGGACGGUUACAUCUGUAACGAACGCAGUUAUCGAGACUUAAAGCGCCUUGAAAAGAUCCUUGAAGAUGCAAAAUCUCUCCAACAACAAUCAUUAAAGGAAAAGUUCACAACAAACAAUCGAACAAAACGUUGUGUUCCUUCCUACUCUAGAAUUUCGUCUAGGGUCUCCAAGCUGUCGAAAUCGCUUCGCCAUGCGAUGGAUAAAUUUUGUUGUGAUAAUUCUGCGACAAUCUUUGCCAGACGAAAAUCUGCAGGCGGUAACAUGAUUGGCUUAAACUAACAAAAGAAAUCGCACGCGUCCAGCCGCUCUUUCGGGGGAUGAGUGCGGGCUCAUUUUCCCAAACAGCAGCUGGUAAUCGAGCCUACUUAUAGAGGUGAACAGUAAAAUGUGGGUUUCACAUUUACCUUGAUUAAUUUCUUGUCACAUGAAUAAAAGCUGAAAAUGUAUCUUACUGCUUGCAAAUUGCAGUUUUACUCCCUAAAAAACUCUCACCAGUUCCUCGCUUCCAAGGAACGCAGGUCAGAUUAGAACACUUUUCAUGGACACUACAUGACGUAUAAAAGGACGUAACAAGACUCAACGGUAUAUUUGACCGCCGGAAGAUUUCAACAGUCUGAAUUUGAGCUAUUUUGCUUUGUAAACGUCAAAACAGCACAAGAAAACAAAGAGGAGUAAAAUUACCGUGAGUGGUGUUUAUUUUAAUAGCCAAAUUUGGACUUAAAAAGGAGUUUGCACAGCCUGGCCACUAGCGGUAGGUUUUUCUUGUCGCUGAAGAGUAAAGCUUGUUGCCUGGCGCCGCUAGAUCACAGCCGUGAGGAGGCAUAAAUUCAUGUUCGUUUGUUCAUAUAGGUGUUGCUAAGUCGAAAAUGUACUUCCAAAAAAAACUGGAAAUUCUGAAGGGGAGUGGGGGUUCACGAUUAUGAAAUUCUGAGGGCAUGGGGGGGGCUAACGCAUUUUGGAAUUUCCGAAGGCAAGGGGGGGUUAAAAUAUGGAAGCCGUCCGUGGUUGGGUAUGGAUAUUUUCUGGAAUUGCCCAUUUUAGUUAAAUACCAUUUUCUUAAUUACUUAAAAACAAAAUUUAUAUUUAAUAUAAAUUUAAUAGCUAAACAAUUCUAGCAAGAAAAACAAACAAAAAAACCUGAUUUUCAUGAUCUCUCUGAAAGAAAUGCUUUGUGAAAGACACCUUCCCUUACUGUCAGUUGAGAUGCAGACACUUCUAUUCUUCCCUCCUUUUAAUACAUUAAUUAUUAAUUUUUCAUGGAUGUUAACAUUUUUCAUGUGUGGAAUUGAAUGAAGAUUAAAAUAUAAAUCACGGAGUUAUUUGGUGUGCAACCCUUCUUUUUUUCAUUCAAAUGUAGCAAAACAUCAAUCCUCAAUAUUUAUAUUGUUCUGUCCUGGGACGUACUAGAGAUAAUUUUUACCUGCCAAGUGUCAUGCCUGCGGAUCAAAAACUUCAAUCUCACACCUACUCACGCCUGGUAGAAAAGUUCAAAAAAUGUUAUUCAGAGCAGGGCUGUCAAAAAUUUUGAAGUAGCAGGCUGAUAAUAAACAGUAGGUGGCUUUGGAACUUGCACCAAAGGCACAAGUUCUUGAGGGCUGAGGCGUUUAGGGAUGUUUUGAAAUUUAUAGAGUCACAGAAAUGGCAUUUCCAGGAGUUUUUGAGAGGCAUUUUCCACUGCUGAUGCCAUGUUGUUUUGUCAGAAUACACACAUCACAGUGGGAACAUUGCUGUUGAAAUGUCCCAGGCGUUCCAUGACAUUACACAGUUCGAAGAAUCGAACCUGUUUAAAUAUGCGCUCAAUGUCAUUCAAAACUGGGAAACAGAUGCUUUACAAUAAUAUUUGAUGGUGCUUAAUUUUUGUUGGCAGUUAUGGUAGGAGGAGAUGAAAGUAGUCGGCUAAGGAUGGCUAACUAGCCAGCGGUUUUGGCCGACUACCAGCCCUUAUUGACAGCCCUGUGAGAGGUCUCCAGCAGGGUUGUCAUUAAGAGCCAGGCACCGGGGAUAGUCCCCGGCUACUUUUAUUGGAAAAUAGAAGAAAAAUAGAACCAAGAGAAAUCCCUAGCCGUUUGAUUCCCUGCCUACUUGUUGUAUUUACCCGGCAACUUGAAAUCUUAGUGACAACCCUGCUCCACAUAACUCACUUAUUUGUUGAAGAAGGCCAAAAUAAAACCCCAACAAAUUAAUGACUUGGUAUUGCUUUGUUACAGAUUAAAAACAAAUUCAUUGAUGAAUCUAUGAACCCUGGAGAAGGAAUUUGUGCUGCUGCUAAAAAGGAAAAUGUUGAUAUGGUAGUCAUGGGAACAAGGGGAUUAAGUCCCUUACGUCGCACUGUCUUGGGAAGUGUCAGUGAUUACGUUUUGCAUCAUGCAAACCUCCCUGUAGCUGUGGUACCAAUGCCAGAAGAGCAACCUGCAGAAUGA
Messenger RNA from Porites lobata, 4781 nucleotides. NCBI's taxonomy places the organism in Eukaryota, Metazoa, Cnidaria, Anthozoa, Scleractinia, Poritidae. The record is from the annotation of a GenBank genome assembly.